GUAAUCAGAGUCGCCUGCGAGCCGAGGAGUUGGGCCUCAUGUUGGACGACGAGUCUUCCGGCGUGCUGGCUCGGAUGCCGCUGCGGUCGGCUAUGCAGCUGCUGGAGGGGGCUGCAGAAGCAAGGCGGAAUGGCGAGGACCCCAUCCUCUACAUUCACGAGAACAGUGGUCAGGUCACAGGCAACGGAGUUGGCGAAGCAGACAAGCGGAUGAGAUUUGGCUAG
Molecule: messenger RNA, 224 nt
Organism: Symbiodinium sp. CCMP2456
Lineage: Eukaryota; Dinophyceae; Suessiales; Symbiodiniaceae
Source: the annotation of a GenBank genome assembly